Nomascus leucogenys (northern white-cheeked gibbon) is the source of this 1346-nucleotide messenger RNA. It is a transcript of the gene ZNHIT3, whose product is annotated as zinc finger HIT-type containing 3. Lineage: Eukaryota; Metazoa; Chordata; Mammalia; Primates; Hylobatidae. Gene Ontology annotation, molecular function: protein binding. Gene Ontology annotation, cellular component: pre-snoRNP complex; nucleus. Gene Ontology annotation, biological process: snoRNA localization; box C/D snoRNP assembly; maturation of LSU-rRNA from tricistronic rRNA transcript (SSU-rRNA, 5.8S rRNA, LSU-rRNA). The record is from RefSeq and is a predicted model, not a curated record.
UGCCAAGAAUAAGCAGAUGAGAUGGGCGGACGAACCCCAAUGUCCCUGCAAGAUUCAGGAAGUCCCAGCCAGAAAGUAAAGGACGUUUAGUUCCACCUAUUGUUUUCUUUUUAACAUGCGGGGCAACACACCUGGACAGUGUCUUGCAAGAUGGCUUGCUCCAAGCCACACGGCCGCACAGGGACAGGGACUGGGCUACAUAACAAGUUCUUCGACGCUAUGAUCUAAUCAAGGAAAACCUGGGACGCAGCUACUAGGUGCACAUCGAGUGUAUCGACGCUCUACUUACGAGGACUGGAAGAGUGAGCAGGAUCAGUCCAUUGCUUUUGCCUACCUGCUGAGCGCUGAUUGGUCCCCGUUUAGGAAACGGAAAAAAAGGGCGUGCACGCGAGCGCGGCUGCGUGAGAGGCGCCCGGCGGCACGGGAAGCAGUCUCCUUCCACAAGACCAUGGCGUCGCUCAAAUGUAGCACCGUCGUCUGCGUGAUCUGCUUGGAGAAGCCUAAAUACCGCUGUCCAGCCUGCCGCGUGCCCUACUGCUCGGUAGCCUGCUUCCAGAAGCACAAAGAACAAUGCAACCCUGAAACUCGUCCUGUUGAGAAAAAAAUAAGAUCAGCUCUUCCUACCAAAACCAUAAAGCCUGUGGAAAACAAAGAUGAUGAUGACGACUCUAUAGCUGAUUUUCUCAAUAGUGAUGAGGAAGAAGACAGAGUUUCUUUGCAGAAUUUAAAGAAUUUAGGGGAAUCUGCAACAUUAAGAAGCUUAUUGCUCAAUCCACACCUCAGGCAGUUGAUGGUCAACCUCGAUCAGGGGGAAGACAAAGCAAAGCUCAUGAGAGCUUACAUGCAAGAACCCUUGUUUGUGGAGUUUGCAGACUGCUGUUUAGGAAUUGUGGAGCCAUCCCAGAAUGAGGAUUCUUAAGAUGGAUUAUUAUGCUGCUUGCUCAAGCGUGUGCUUGACUCCCAGAGCCUGCCUGCUCCCUCUCCCAGGAGACCAGCUAGUGGGGAUGGGGGGGCGGGGGGCACUCAGGCAAAAGAGGUUUCCAGGAUGCAGACUAGGUUAUGCAGGCCUUUACCGGCAUUGAUGUGGCUCAUGUUUCAGGCAGACAUGGGGUCCUUAAGGUGGCAAGUCCUUUAUGGAGAGAAAACUUGACAUUCAGAUGGUUGUUUUUAAAUGUCUUACUUUUGGUACAGUUGAUAGACAUCAUAAAUGAUAUCAAGCUUUACACUUCAUAUGGAGUUAAACUUGGUCAGUGUUAAUAAAAUCAAAAGAUGUGAUUCUACUGUACAUUGCAUUAUUCAUACUUUAAUUGUUUGAAAUUACAUUAAAUAAAUCAACUAAUUAAAUA